GUUUCUUGUGUACAAUACCAUUGCAUUGAUGUUCUCGACUCUCCGCGUCUACUGCACUGCAUAACACUGGAAAACUCUUAAUUUCAUUGAUAGAAUUAAUCAACUCGUUACUAAAAUGCUGAAACCUAAGGCUCUAACACAAGUCCUAAGCCAGGCAAAUACAGGAGGAGUUCAGAGCUCUCUAUUGCUCAACAAUGAGGGCUCCCUUCUUGCCUAUUCUGGUUACGGAGACAAAGAUGCCCGCGUAACAGCAGCCAUUGCUAGCAACAUUUGGGCAGCGUAUGAGAAAAAUGGCAAGGUGGCCUUUACAGAGGAUGACCUUAAACUUGUGCUCAUGGAUUGUGAGAAUGGAAGAGUUGCAAUCACUAAAGUUGCUAAUUUGCUGUUAUGCAUCCAUGCGGAAUCCUCGGUAGGCUUUGGAAUGUUAAAGAAAAAGAUAUCAUCGUUAGCAGAAUAUCUACAGGAACCAUUGCAGACUGUUGCGUCUUCAUAGCCCAAGGGAGAAUUAGUGUGUGUUUGUGGUCAUAUAAUUUUUGUAGUAUUAUACCAAGAUGAAACUAUAUGUUCUGUAUCUAUAGAGCCUUCUACAAUAUGUAUGUCUGCCAGUGACAAGUACUGAUUGUUAGAAAGCAACAAAAAUUAUGACUUUUGAACUGAUGAGGAAAAAGACUCUACCAUUGUACAGUGUAUAAAGCCAGUCUACACUAGUUUAUCCAGGAGGGAUUAGACCUCCCUGCAAGGUCACUGAUGGGUGGUUAUCUCAUCGAAUCAGCUCUCAAUUAACAUUUAUAAGAAAAAAGGGGAUCAUGGGGGACAAAUGGUCACCAAUUAGACAUUGUUUGCUAUAUAGAGGGCACAAGUAGCUAUAAGUAGUGCAGUGGGCUUUAAUAGAUCAAAUGCCCUUCCCAGGAGCGGCACUAGAAGAUUAAUUGCUUUGUGGGGCUUUAGGCUUCUUGCAUUCAUGUUCUACAUGUGCCUCGCGAAUAGUUGUUUUUGUUGUUUUUUUCCAGGGGGGUAGGGGGGUAGAGCCAUCCAAAACCCCUCAAGAACACCUACAGGCCCCUCUAUAUAUUUUGUAUUUUACUGAAUGUCUUUGUGACCGACAUUAGACUGAACAAGACAUUACAUUACCUCUAAUGGCAAAGAAUAAGUUGGUUUGGUGUCCGUUGUGACUGAGGCAUUACAUAUUUGAUCAACUCUGUUAAGUAAGAUAUUAAGAAUCAUCAAAUGAUAGCAUUGGUUUUGUUUUCAUUAGAUUAGUUUUGUAUCUCAUCCGUAGGAAAGUUAAUAUCAGAGAAGGGAUACAGUGAUACAAGUAUCGAGUUAAAAAAGCCAAUUCCAUUGAAUGAAUUGCUCAAGGCACUGCAGUUUACAUGUACCUGAUGAAGAUUUCAAGCAAAAAGAGGAAAAGUAUAAGAAGUUGAGACUGAGUGAUUAGUAUAUUUGUCUUAUUUCCAUCAUUUAUAUGUUUUGUUUUGACACAUUCAGUACCAUCAGUUUAAUGUGCAUAUGUGAUAAAUUGGAUUUCAUUGUAAACACAUUCAUUUAUGGUCCUUUUUUACACUGAUUCCAUUUUGUUUUCAAUAUCAAGAUGAAAGAUAUGUUUCUGACACUUACAGCACUCAAAUGUUAUUACCAAUUAAGAACUUGAAAUACUUGCUUAUAUUGAAGAAGAUGAAUUAGCUACAGAGAAUUAAUUUGUUGCACCCCAAAAGCUUUGUUGAAAGGGUGGACAAAAUGAAGAUAUAUAAUGUAAACAUACAGUUUGUUACAGAGUAAGAUAUUCAUACAGUAUAUUUCAGUCCAAUACAUUUUGUAUUUAACAGUAUGAACAAACAUAUUUUAAAUAGCUCCCUCUAGAGUCAGGUUACAAAUAAUUUCCUUCAUGACAUGUAUUGUGAUGACUACACAUCAGGGUACUACUCAAAAUUGCUUCUGAUUAUGAUACAAGCAUUUCUGAUUUACAAUACCAUAAGGUCAUCACUAGUGCCAACAGAAUGUAAUUACAUUCUAUGUUGACCUUAGUCGUUAGGACAUAUAGGCCUUAUAACUAAACAUUUUAGAUAUAGGGAGCUCAUUUUUUAUUUUUUGUUUUUAAAGUUGGUGCAUUUUCUUCUAUUGUUAAACAUUUAUGUGCUAAUGGUCUUGCAUCAACAUGGAAAUGGAACAUGAGAUAAAUCUGGAUGCAGUUUCACAAAACCGUCACAAGUACAACUUCACCGACAUCCCAUUGAAACAUGUGGCACUUUUGAUACACAUGUUUCAAUAGGAUGUCAGCCAACAUGUACUUAUGACGGUUUCAUGAAAAGCUACCCUGGUUCCCACGAAGUACAAAUGCAAGUUAUAUGUUGCUGGAAAUGUUUUUUCCCAGUAAAAGAGUGAUUUUUCUAUUGCAACAAAAUAAUGCAGGCAUUAAAUAUCAUCCAUUAUUGGCCAAUUUCAAAGAAAUGAACAGGUCUAAACAAAUGACAUGUAACAGUAUAUAAAACAAAAGGACAUGCUUAAAUCUAAGAGACCUUAUUAUAUGGCUUUGAUAUUUAGAGAGGGCAUAAAGGCCAGGGAGUAUGGCAUCACAGCAAAAUUUUGUAAGAUCGCUGGUCAUUUGGAGGCUGGCAGUGAUAGGCUGUAUGCUAAUUAUGAUUUUACCAGACACUAAUAUUGAUAUUAAGGUUAGGAUGUGAUAAGAAAAAUAAACAUUGACAAAUUAAUCAGUAAUUGUUUGAUUGAUCUCACCUUAAACAAUUCAUGACUCUCUUAUUUGAGUUUUUUCUGCUUUUAUUAAAACCAACUUAAAAUCAGGGUGAACUUCCCCUUUAAACACCUUAUAUUCCUCUUAUUUCAUCAAUUAUUUGUUUGUUUGAUGUUUGUUUAAUCUGCUCCUGCACCUCCUUUUCAAUAAUUGACUGUCCAAGAUGACAAUGUAUCUUAUUCUUUAAAUGUGUUGAAAGAAUACAUGAAAUAUUGUUAAAAUAAACAUAAGAUUUUGUAUUAUAAACUUUGAAUGCAUAUAGUUAUGUAUGCAUGUAACCAAGGAGAAAUUUGCUGAUAUAUGUUACUAUGUGUAUAAAUAAUAAACAAAUAUUAUUCUGAA
This is a messenger RNA of Strongylocentrotus purpuratus (purple sea urchin), 3091 nucleotides long. RefSeq names its product ragulator complex protein LAMTOR2 (gene lamtor2). The coding region runs from base 116 to 493 and encodes 125 amino acids. The transcript is spliced from 4 exons. Lineage: Eukaryota; Metazoa; Echinodermata; Echinoidea; Camarodonta; Strongylocentrotidae. Gene Ontology annotation, biological process: cellular response to amino acid stimulus; positive regulation of TOR signaling. Gene Ontology annotation, molecular function: molecular adaptor activity; guanyl-nucleotide exchange factor activity. The record is from RefSeq and is a predicted model, not a curated record. Gene Ontology annotation, cellular component: Ragulator complex.